GUGAACACGAGUUGCCAAACAUAAGUCUCCUAUCCAUUCGCUACAGCUUGGGCGAGGCAGACAGGCAGCCCUCGAGAUGCCACGGGACAUGUCACCAGGACGAUAAUACCUCCUCUCUUUCCCGCCAUGCGACUCCGCCAUGUAGCGCAAUCCAGUCUGCGGCGCAUCACUCGCCGCUACCCAUGGACCAAGCACAUCUCGCUCUUCACCUCCGCCAUCACGCUACUCUGGCUGUACUUCAUCCACGCCGAAGAACGAGGCAUCUCCCACUCACAUAUCAGAACAUGUGACUGGCAGAACUGGGAGUCAUGGCAUCGCGAUGCACAACCCCACCGAUCCGUCUUCAUCGCCGACCCGCAACUCGUCGACCCCCACACGUACCCAGGACGUCCGUGGCCGUUGUCGAGUCUGACCGAGUACUACACCGAUUUGUACAUGCGAAGGAAUUUUAAGCUGAUCAACCAAGUGCUGGAUCCUGACAGCAUUGUAUUCCUCGGAGAUCUCCUGGAUGGAGGACGGGAGUGGAGCACGGAAAGAGCGAGGGGCUUGAACACCGAUCAGAGACAGGUGCUGAUCAACCUGCUGAUAUUGGAUGAGAAGAAAAAGGAAGGACAGAGACUGCUGGGUGAUGGGACAACGGACCUCAACCAAUUUGUCGCAGGUGAAAAUGGCCGCUGGAGCAAGUAUAAGCAGCAGCAGUGGGAUACCGAGUACGACCGCUUCGCGAGGAUAUUCCUGGCUGAGGACCAGCUAUACCCGGGUGUGAAUCGGAGCCUGCUGGCAGCAUGGGAGCAGCCAGAAAGUCCUGUGAGCAUUGAAAAUGGCGCGAGAAAUGUGACAUGGGAUGAGUAUGCAACUGCGGGAGGCAAGAGCCGGAUUUUGAAGACAAGUCUGCCUGGAAAUCACGACUUGGGCUUUGGCAAUGGAGUACAAGUGACUGUGAGGGACCGCUUCGAGAGUCACUUUGGAGAGUCCAACAGUAUCUACGUGCUCGGGAACCACACUUUCGUGAGCCUGGACACUCCGUCAUUGAGCGCAUAUGACGAGUUCGUUCCGGAUGUUGGAGAAGUCAGUGAAGAGCGCCGGCAAAAGUACAGUCACUUAUGGAAACCCGCGAACGAGUUUCUGGAUGGCUUGGACAAGACAGGCCCUAAAGUUGUCGCAGAAGAGCUGGAGCGGAUCUUCCCAGGCUCGCACCCUCCCAAGCUAUGGUCACACGAUAUUGUCGAGCACAAGGACGAUCGCGGCAUUUUGGACAAGCUGAAGCCCGCUUCAGGACCUCACAUGAAACGCGAUGAUGAAGAGUGGAAAUUGGCCCCAACUGCGAAGAAGCCAACAGGGCCCCGGCUUCCAGUCGUUCUUCUGUCCCAUGUCCCGCUCUACCGUAACCCCGACGUCGACUGCGGCAAGCUGCGAGAGAGGGGGAAAGCGAUCCCGCUCUCUGCAGGCUAUCAGUACCAAAAUGUAUUGACGCCAAGUCUGACGAGUAUCGUUGGCAAGAAAGUCUCUGCAGCUGGCGACAUUGUGCACAUUUUCUCAGGAGACGACCACGAUUACUGCGACGUUGAUCAUCGAUUCAAUGUGGGCCGGUACGACGAUGCCACGAAAAAAGAACAUGUUGUAAUGCGAACUGUCCGCGAGGUGACAGUCAAAAGCUUCAGCUGGGCCAUGGGUGUGCGCAAGCCAGCAUUCUUGCUGGUGAGCUUGUGGAAUCCUGUUGAUGAAAAAGGCAAGCACGUCGGCGACUGUAUGGGUGGCGUAGCCGAAGGAUGCAAAACUGUCCAAACGGAACUGUGUCUGCUACCUGAUCAGCUGAGCAUCUUCAUCAGCUAUGCUCAGCUGCUGGGGUUGACUAUCAUAGUGCUCUUCGUGAGAUCAGUCAUUAUUGGCAUUCGGAACCUUCCCGAGCCCGAGGAGGACGACUCUGAGCUGGACAUUAACACAGCUCGCGAGAAAAUGGGGCUUCCCCGAUACCUUCCUCGGGGAAAACCAUACGGACGGAAUGGUUCUAUCAGUCCUCGAAAGGCUUCGCCGAAGCCCGACGAAAAGAAGGGCCGUGGUCGUGCAAGUUCAACGUCUACCGGUUCAGCCAACGGCAAUAACAUCGGCAAUCAGCAUCUCAGCGUGCAACGCUCCUACAAUGCUCGUACAAGAACAGUGUCACCUGCGAUGAAGUCUGGCUCCCUUACUCCAAAUCAUUCUGGCUAUGUCUUGCCCGACCUCUACGAAGCCAACAGCAAGAUGAACGGCAACGGCAGCUUGAUUGACAAAGCUGGAUACUAUCCCAAAAUGCGCUGGCGGGACCCGGACGAAGAUGAAGAAAGCGACGAAGAGUCACACGUAGGGGGCCAUUAUGAUGAUUUGGACGACAGUCAAGCGAAAGGCGGGAAAGUCGGGCGAAGGAAGCCCAAAUCAAAAGCACGCAGGGCGUUGGAUGAAUUUUUCAGAAGUCUCUUGUUAAUUGCCGUUCCGGCUGCAUUGUGGUAUGGGUUUUUGAUUAAGAAUGGGUGAUGUAUAUAUUGCAUGAACGGACUCCUUUCUUUCCUCAGGCCACAUCGGACUGGCAAUUGGUAAAUUCAUAGAUGGUCUUGAUGUGCUGAGCGCUCUUCAGGCGGCUUCUUCACCAACGAGGAGACACUGGGAAAUCAGCGAUGUGACACGCUUGUUGUCGACUGGCGGCAUCCCUGUCCUAUCAAGGUAGUGACUUCGCUUUUCUUUGGCAUACGAUCACUGGAAACUUCGCGACGAAGCUGUAGACCGGCCUGGCAACAAGGAGAGAAUGCUGCGACAAGAAGCAGCAAACCACUUCCACAAUGGCUCAGGCGCAUCUAGGCGAUCGCGCCUUUGACGACCAAAGCUAGGCUGAUAGAGAAGGGUGCGAGACAUUCCAGCACUGCGCAAACAAGCAAUCUUCCAGCAUCAUGGCUCUUCAGGACUUAAUUGACACUGCGGCUGUAGUUACUGAACAUCAACACAGCAACUCACACUGCGCUUGCCAUGGCGGAUUACGAUGCCGUGAUUGGCGUUUCACUCGUUGCCAUCCUCGUUGCGUCCCUCGUUCAAUUUUACGUCGAAGCACAACAUGCUGGACUCUGGCACAGGCUGGGGAAAAGCACACGGAAACGAUUUGAACAUGUGAUCCACUUGUGGUCUUGGAUGCGGAACCAGCGUGAUCAGAACCAUGGGCGCUUUCCCGGUGUCGAGUUGGCACCAAAUAGAAGAGACCGCCGACAAGCAGUGGAGGAUGGGACCCGCACCUU
Messenger RNA from Cercospora beticola, 3260 nucleotides. RefSeq names its product putative lipid phosphatase CDC1 (gene CDC1). Gene Ontology annotation, biological process: GPI anchor biosynthetic process. The record is from RefSeq and is a predicted model, not a curated record. Gene Ontology annotation, cellular component: endoplasmic reticulum. NCBI's taxonomy places the organism in Eukaryota, Fungi, Ascomycota, Dothideomycetes, Mycosphaerellales, Mycosphaerellaceae.